Beta vulgaris subsp. vulgaris (sugar beet) is the source of this 956-nucleotide messenger RNA. RefSeq lists its product as hypothetical. The record is from RefSeq and is a predicted model, not a curated record. The transcript is spliced from 4 exons. NCBI's taxonomy places the organism in Eukaryota, Viridiplantae, Streptophyta, Magnoliopsida, Caryophyllales, Amaranthaceae. The coding region runs from base 130 to 696 and encodes 188 amino acids.
CGAGUAUUUUAGUGUUUACUCACGCAGGCGCCAAACGCCAUAGCACAUCGGUGGGCUGGGCUGGGCAGGGCAAAGAUCGGUGCAGUAGAGAGAAGGGAGGACUGAGGAGAGAGAAAAUCGAAGGAAAAGAUGUCGUACAUGAAGGGUGAUCUUCUCACUAAAACUCGAAAAUUGGUCAAGGGUCUAGCUAAAACUGAGCCUCUUUGGCUUAAACCCAUGGAAAAGGCCCCUCCUGUUGUGUUCCCCCGAUCUGCUGGAAAAGUCAUGCCAAUCAGCCUUCCUGAGGAUGUUUAUGUUGAUAAGUUCUAUCAGAAGCAUCCAGAAUCAAAAUAUGAAGAUCCUAUUAAGCUUACCAGUUUCAGUCCUGUUCCAGCUCGUAUUUUUGCUGGACGAGUGCUUGAAUUGAAGCAUCAGGGAGUAAAAGAGGAAGAAGCGAUGGCCAUAGCAGAUAUGGAAUACCGGGCAGAGAAGAAGGGAAAGAAGCAGGCUUACAAACGUUUGAAGCAAAUUGCGCGUAUUGUAGGGGAAAAACUACCACCUAACCCAUAUCCGAGUGCUAUUAAGGAGAUACAGGCUGAAGAGCGACCUUAUGUCCGUGAACGGUUCUUUGAUCCUCAGAUACUGGAUAUAGCUAAGAGGAUCAAAGAAGAAAGGCUUGCUGAUAUGCGGGAAAGGUUUGGACCAAGAGCCUCAUAAUUCUUCGUCUAUACUCAUUUAAAUCAAUCAAUAACUCUAGAGCAACCUAUCUCAUCUUGACAAGAGUUUGCAUCUUCACUUUUGCUUCAUCUUUAUACUUUUGGUUCUGUCAUUAUUGUUAGCAUGAUUCAGUUGAUCACUUUUACUGAACUACGAAUCAUGGAUCACAUCGACUUUAUUUUUGCCGUGUAGUUGAAGAGAGAUAAUUCAAAAAUGGAAUGGUUUAGGAAUUGCUCUAAUUUGAACCCCUUGAUUUCCCA